Portunus trituberculatus (swimming crab) is the source of this 1708-nucleotide messenger RNA. RefSeq names its product transcription factor MafA-like. Bases 662 to 1705 code for a protein of 347 amino acids. Gene Ontology annotation, cellular component: nucleus. The record is from RefSeq and is a predicted model, not a curated record. Lineage: Eukaryota; Metazoa; Arthropoda; Malacostraca; Decapoda; Portunidae. Gene Ontology annotation, biological process: regulation of transcription by RNA polymerase II. Gene Ontology annotation, molecular function: RNA polymerase II cis-regulatory region sequence-specific DNA binding; DNA-binding transcription factor activity, RNA polymerase II-specific. The transcript has a single exon.
UGAGGCAAGGCAGAGCCAGCAGCAAGUGUGGUGACUGCCAGGCCACAGUGGAAGGGCGAGGCUGUGGUGAGUGGCGGUGAAGGUCACGGUGACGUCAGGAGGCGGGAGUUGCGCGGGGCGGUCGCGCCUAGGAAGGCGAGGCAACACAGAUGCCAUCACUGCCUCUUAGCCGACAGUGACCACAGUGUCACCUCGAUCCGACUCAGUACUCGCCACGAACGAACGAGGCUGUCAGCAGUCCCCUGCGACACCCGAGUUCCGAGGGACCUCGACUCGCCAAGGAGGUGACCACGUGACAGUGCACCGCGGACUCUCCUUUCCUCCUAUUGCUCGUUGUCCUGCGAGGCAAAGGUGAAGGCGUGGGUCCCCCUGUGCCGCCCUCCUCAACGCCACGCCAGCACAGUGCUCACGCGCGACGCUCCGGGGACUCUCAAUUCCUCCUUCACCACACACGCGGUGCCCACUGUUGUGAAUCUGCGGUGACGAUGUGAGGAGGAGGAUUGUGUUGACUUGUGAUGCCCAGUGUGUUGUGCCACGGGACCUAGAGGCAGUGCCAGACAGAGUGCCGGGACAGUGUCUGCCAAGCUAGGGUCGCGGCGAGGCAAGGCCGCCCCACACCAGUGUUCUGCACGAACUGUUCGCCAGUAAUGCGCGCAUAAAAAUGUCUGACGAAAGCAUGGCCAGCGAAUACGUCGCGGACUUCAUGCUGGAGCCGCUGGAGCAGGUGAUGGGAGUCAAGGAGCACAAAGACCUGGACGGCAUGGGUGGCGUGGGCAUGGGCCGUGUGCCCACCCACAUGAUGACUUCCCACAUGCCCAACAUGGCCCCAGGCGCCUGGAUGAGCCACCACCACUACCAUCACACGGGCAGCCUCACUCCAUCCACUGUGCCCACGUCGCAGGUCAAGCAGCAGUCACAGGUGCCCACCACUCCCCCAGACACCCCGCCGGGCGCCUCACCCAACAACGGCUCCCUCUCAGCCUCGCCUCACUUCCAGGGCAUGCAGCAGCAUCCGCUCAUGGACGACCUGUGUUAUUACAAUCGGUACAUCCACGAGCCCCUGGACCUGCGGCCCGGCCCGCCGUGCGGUGGCGAGCAGAUGGAGCCGCAGUGGAUGCUGGAUCGAAAAUGGGACAAUGUUCAGCAGCGCCACCCACUCACCCCGCUGGGCAACGGCGUCAAGGGCACCACCGACCUGCAGGGCCCCUGCCAGAUGAGCCUGCCCACGCUGUCUCAACCUUCUGGCAUGUACUGCAUCUCAGACGACGAGCUCGUCUCCCUCUCGGUGCGGGAGCUCAACCGCAAACUCCACCACAUGCCCAAGGACCAACAGACCAAGUUCAAGCAGAGACGGCGAACGCUAAAGAAUCGCGGUUACGCCCAAAGUUGUCGCACUAAACGCCAGAACUACAAGGUAGACUUGGAGAAUAAACUAAAAACUGCCGAGAAUGACAUCUACCACUACAAUCAGCUGGCCAACAAGUAUAAGUCCACCAUCGACACGCUCAGGCAUGACAAUGAGAUACUGAGGAAGAACUUGGAAAGCGUUAGGGCGGAACUAAACUCAUAUAGGCAGCAGCUGCACCAGCAGCAGCAACAACAACAGCAGCAGCAGCAACAGCAGCAGCAAAAAUCAUCACAACAGCAGCCUACACAUCAGACGCCAGACGCGCCACCAAGCAGCCAGGAGCUCUACUCCAUGUGACCG